AUGUCCAACAGCAUGAAGCCCACGACAGAGACCAACAAGACCGGAAAGCGUAAAGGUACUAGGAGUGUAUCUACACUUACUCCUUCGCAGCUCGCUCGAAAGCGUGCCAACGACAGAGACGCUCAAAGAGCAAUUCGUGCCAGGACGAAAGAACACAUCGAAAGCCUAGAGAGAGAGAUAGCUGAGCUCCGCAGCCAUCAAGACCGAGAUCAGACUAUUCAAACGCUCCUCCGGAGGAAUAGGAGCCUGGAGAAUGAACUUCAACACCUCAGAGAAAGCAUGGGCAUUCGUGCUGCUAACACAAGUGAACCAUACCACCCUGGUCAGCACUUCAUCCCAUAUUCGGCGUGGGAUGUAGCAACUGACCGUCUUAUAGUAUUCCACAGUUCUAGCCCUCCUGGGCCCUCAUCUUUCGGGCAGUCUGCGCCCAACUUCCCCAUGAUGCAGAAUAUCUCUCCUUACAACAAUAUGCCCGAUACUACAGAAGCUUGGCCAGCAACCGCACCAUGUUCCCUCCCAUCCACAGUAUCUAGUCCUGUUUCCUCUGUUGGUACAGAUGAUUUCGGAGGCAAUUGCAUUCCUACUAGCACUCCCACUACGGUCCGCUCUCCUACCAUGUCUUGCGUCAACGGCGAGGGUACCUUUGACGAUUCGAAGCCCGGAUUUGAAUGCGGCUCGAUCAACAUCAUGCCUGUCAGUGCAUCUUACAAUUUUCAACCGUGGAACGUGUACCAAAUGCCACAAUACCAGCCUCAACAGGCGACACUCGGGCACAACUCACCUAUACCCCAGAUUGGGAGAUGCACCUUCUAA
Molecule: messenger RNA, 813 nt
Organism: Daldinia vernicosa
Lineage: Eukaryota; Fungi; Ascomycota; Sordariomycetes; Xylariales; Hypoxylaceae
Exons: 2
Coding region: 1-813 (270 amino acids)
Biological process (GO): regulation of DNA-templated transcription
Molecular function (GO): DNA-binding transcription factor activity
Source: RefSeq, a predicted model, not a curated record